Messenger RNA from Limulus polyphemus (Atlantic horseshoe crab), 6494 nucleotides. RefSeq lists its product as uncharacterized. Gene Ontology annotation, biological process: regulation of DNA-templated transcription. Bases 109 to 4818 code for a protein of 1569 amino acids. The transcript is spliced from 2 exons. Gene Ontology annotation, molecular function: RNA polymerase II cis-regulatory region sequence-specific DNA binding; DNA-binding transcription factor activity, RNA polymerase II-specific. The record is from RefSeq and is a predicted model, not a curated record. NCBI's taxonomy places the organism in Eukaryota, Metazoa, Arthropoda, Merostomata, Xiphosura, Limulidae.
GCAGAGGGCAGCAGUAGAGCGAUUAGUAAAAUAGGAAUAAUUUUUUUUUUUAUGAUGGCCGUUGUAUGAAUUUAUGAUAUAAAUUGAACAAAUCUUUAUCACACAAUCAUGAUGUCCUCUGGGAGAGAUGGAUUGCACCAGUUUCUGUGUCACUACUGUAAUCGAUCUCUCUCGUCCAAGUCUACGCUUCAGAGACACAUGAAAACGUGCCAAUUGAAAAAUGUGUCACUUCAAGAAGAUCCGGGCAGGACAACUCCUGACACCAAGAACUUCAUGCUUCCCCCCAUCCCGUCCCAACUGACAGUGAUUUUCCACCAAGAGAAAAAGAAUAGCAGACACGAAGAGCCCCAGAUUACUCUGAAGAAGAUUUUAGGACCUGGGUCAAAAGAUUCUUCUUCUUCUCAAGAAGGUGAAGAACUUCUGAAUCAAAAUUGGCAAACACCAACUAUGAGUGGAUCUAUAGGUGGAUGUAAUGUUUCAAAACAAACUCUGCACCAUUGUCCAUUUUGUGAAGAGACUUUUUCCAGCUUUUCUCACUGCCAAGCCCACAUAAUGAACUUGCACAAAAAUGAAUGUGAUACAGAACUAGUUGAACGCACUUGUAGCGUAUGUCGUAUGGUUUUUUCAAAUAAAGAAGAGACAAGAGAGCAUGUUCUUACAAACCACGGAGAUGUUAAACCUGUUUCUCAAAAGAAUUCUAGUUCUUCAGAUGGUUGUUCAACUUUAGCAGAAGAAGAUUUCACCCCAAACCAGCCAAAAGAAGAGUUUAACAGUUCUGGAGACUCUUUUGUAGAUUGUCAGUUAGCAGUAAUUAAGACAGAACCAGAAGAUUUAGACAGUUCUCCAGAAAUGGAUUUGGUUCAGAAUGAAGAUCUAAGGGAUUUUCAGCUUGAUAUAGCAUCCAAUCUUUCAUCCAGAGGGACAUUGAUGGAAGAAACAAGUAAUUCUCUCUUGACCUCUUCAGAACAUGGCCAGUCUGAAACAUGUACUAAUGCAGCAACUGCACACGGACCUUCUGUUCAGCCAUCGCAUGUCAGUUGUGAUGAAGCCAGUUCCGUUUCUAGUAGGUUCACUGAUGUGGGUACAGUUCCAUUGAAAAAGGAAGAUGCCAAUUCUGUACAGUUGUCACAAAUUACUUGUUCAGAACCUGGUUCCAUUUCUGACAGAUUCACUGAUGUAGGUUCAGUUCCCAUUAAAAAAGAACCAGGUACAGUAGGAAUUUGUCAAACUUACAACAAGCCACUUGUUGUCCAUUUACUCUCCCAUGAAGGUCCUGCUCCAGAAGUUAACCACGAAGUAAAGUCUGCUAGUUACACGUCUCCUGAAAACAAAGCAGCUACUAUUUCUCAUGAAAAUGGACAGUUCAUUCAAGAAACUGGAGGUAUAGCUAAGUCUCUUUCUUCUGGACAGGUUGUUUCUUGUCCAUUAAAAAGGGUGUCAUCAUCACAAGGAGUUGUGGCCAUGUCUGUGCAUUCUUUAAAUAAUGCUCCAACAGAACCUGUAUUCUCAGGACCUGAUAAUCAUGGACAACAGUCAGCUCAGAGUUUUCUGUGUUUUACUAGUAAAGAACUAGGUCAAGUCCCUUCUUCUAAAUCUCAAGACACCACGACUCCAGGGCCUUCUCCUAAAAGUAAACCAGUUCCAAAAAAGCCAUUACUUACUUGUGAAGUAUGUAGCAAAACCUAUCGCUGUCGUAGUAGCUUCAAAAAGCAUGUGAAUGCACAUGUAGCUGCUUCAUCACUUGUGUGUAAAUACUGUGGCCAAACUUUCCAGCAAAAAGAUGUAUUCUUUACUCACAUGAGGUUACAUGAACAAAAUGCAUUGACUCAACCACAAGGAGGUGCACUAAAUCUUCCACCAGGUGGACCUAAUGAGUCUAAUUUUCAGACUUCUCUGCCAUCUGGUCAAACUGGUUCAUUUACUUGGGACACGAAACAAGUAAAACCAGGGAUAGAGGGCUCAAAUAACAUCUUAACCCAGUUUAGCAUACCAUUGUCUACGAUGCAUUUAUCCGAAGAUCAGAUUCCAGUGGGCACAAAAGAGAAGCAAAAACAAGUUAGGAAAAGAAAAAUGAAACAAGAUUGUCAAGUAGAAUCUGACUGGAUGGGAUCACCCAAUUACAAGAGACUUGGUCCAAACAGUUUGAACCCAUGGGCCCAGAACCAGUUCUCUAGUGAGCGUGAUAUUGAUGGAGUUGUAGCAUCACGAGAAGUUUGGAACAGUGUCAAAUUUAAAGAUUUAAAGGCUUUUGCAGGUCAUCAGAGACUUGGUUCGAGAAUAAAAACUUCUGUUAAUCACUUUGGCACUAAAAAAGGAGAAAGAAAUGUGCCACCAGAACUGAAAUCUAUUCAAUCGGCCAUUGUUUUGAAAAAAGAUAUAGAUUUAGACCAGCCUUCUGUUUUGAAGACAAACAAGGUGUCAAAAUGUUUAAUUUGCAGAAUUUGUUGUCGCACAUUUUCAAAAAUUGAAAACUAUGUAAGACAUAGGAAAUUACAUGAAUAUCGUUGUCUAGCAUAUUCUUGUCAAUACUGUGGACAGUUUUUUGGUAAAGUAGAUUUGUUAGACCUUCAUGAACGGAGGCAUCAUGAAUUAAUGGGAGGUACUCAGACAUAUUGCUGUGUUUAUUGUGACCUGUUUUUGAGAGAUAAAAGUAUUUUAAAACAACAUGUGUCUGAGACACACAGAGGUUUUAGAGUACUUCUCUCAUCAACUAGAAAACCAGACUUAGGUUUGUCAAAAACAUUUUGGAACUUACCCAAAAAAUUAGCAACUCUAAAACACAACAUGAAUGAACUUUCAUGUGCGAUAGAAACAUCAGUGCUUCAAGACAUUUUGAAUAAACGAACACGCCAGUGUUACCACUGUCUGAAAAGAUUUAGAAAUGAGGAAGCAAUGUCCCGUCACGUGUGUGUGAAACCUCCUAGCCUUCAGCAGCACAGUCAAGGAAAUUUUUACUGUGAUGUCUGUCAGCAGUUUUUUGCUUCUCCAGAUCAGUUGGAGAAGCACAUUGAGUUUCAGCACAUCAAAGUUGAGCUGUACAGAUGUGAAGUAUGUGGUGUUUGGGGCCGUAAAGAGGAGAUAGAGCAUCAUAUGCUUUCUCAUAUGAGUAAAAUGGGGAGUUUUAUCAGCACGGAACAGAAUAAUGCCCACGUGGCUAGUAAUUUUCUUCCUCCGGCUGCAAAUUCAACGAAGAGUAGCAAACCAACAUUUACAUCUUCUGGGAAGAAAAGAUGUUCUGGUGUUUUUCAGGAGAAAGAACAACAAGAAUGUUACUUGAAUGUCUCAUCAACACCAAAAAAGGGUAAAGCAAAAGUCAAACAUUCUCAGGCAAUAAAGAAAGGUAAAUUACAUGAGGAAUUUCUACAUCAUACUGACUGUUCGCAAGAGCCUGAUGUCAAUCCAGUGAUACCUUAUCGUACAAAUCUCAACCAAACUCUCCAAAAGAAGUUAUUAAUCAACAACAACCCGAGACAACUUGUUGAGGACACUCAGAGCAAAAGCAGAAUUAGAUUGUUAAACAACAAUAAAAACAUCCUAGGUACAGUUAGCCAGAAAAACAUUUUGCUUGAAAAUUAUUUAACAAGUCAUCAGAAUGAAUUGUCCGGUAAAUGUAGGAUAACGGGUGUUCAGAAUAAAGAUGCCAAAAGGGAGGUGUUACCUAAUCUCAGCGGUCAAAUAGAAAUUGUAGAAGUGAACAAGUUUAACGAGAGGGCUAGAUUAGCCACCAUUGAUAAACAAAAGGAAGGUAUUAACAAAAACAGGUUGAAUAGCAAUCCAAGUGAAACAACCAGUAAAGGUAAUUUACCUACCCAUAACAACCAAAGUAAUAGAACUGGGUCAUUUAUUUAUAACAACUCAGGUGAAAAUCCAGAGGAAAACCAGCAGAGCGAAGGUGUCGAGAAGAACAGAUUGUCAUGUCAGAAUGUACAAAAUGACAAAAACAGGAACGAACACUCCGACAGAAGCUUGACAAAUGAAAACAUCGAUAGGUCUAGGUCAUCUAACUUUUGUAACCCAAAUGAGAACCCCGAUGACAGCCAGGAUGAUGCUUUGCUUAAGAGUAGCAAACAGAGUGAGAAUAUGGACAGAACUAAGGUUCAUAAUCCUCACACCCACAGUGAACUUGUUAACAGAAGUAGGACAUCCAGUUUAAGUAAUCAAAAUGAACAGUUAGAUAAAAACAAUUUAUCUAAGUCUCUUAACCAACAUGACAAGAUGGAGAAAAAUAGACUGUCGACCAUCAACAGUGAAAUAGAAAUUUUUGAUGUGAGUAAACUAGAGAAAAGAGGAAGCCAUGUGGGAAUAUUAGAAAUGAGUAGAUUACCAGGAAAAGUAAGCCAGGUUGAAAAUAGCUGUCCAUCUAGUGGCAGUAGUCAUAGUGACAACUCAGAUAAAAAAAUAAACAACCAGGAUGAAACUGUUGAUAUUAGUCAGUUACCUAAUGCUGCAAGGAAUGACAGUAACAAGUUAACGUACCAUAAUAAAAAUGACACGAGAAGGCUGUCUAACCAGGGGGAAAACAUGGAUCGAAGUGCAGAGUACUGCAUUGCUUGUGAAAUGUUUAUACCAUCGCACCUGUUCCAAAACCAUCUGUUAAAAAAACAUUUAGAUGGAGGGGAACGGUCCGAUUUUCUUUUUGACUUCCAAUCUCUGCCCGAUAAUGAAUGGGCAACAGAGGAAGACCUUGAACAGUACGAUGAUCUUGGUCUCGAUGAUGAUUUUGAAGAUAACUUAGAAAACUACGACACAGCGUUACAGACUGAAUCAACCAAUGAAAUUAGAGAACAUGUAAUUUACAGUGAAAAUAAACAAGAGUAAACAAAGUACAUCUUAUAACACUAGAUGGCAGCACUAAUACAGGCUUGUUCAAUAAUAUGUAAAUAUGAUAAAUGUUUCAGGUGCAACAAUUAAACUGUUUGUCGAAUGUAUACUGAAGAUAGCACGUGUGUUAAGGAAGAUACUUAAACAAGAUCUGUUGUGUGUUAAGGCUUGUGAGCAUCUCAACCUUUCUUAAAAGAAAGUUGGUUAGUAAAUAUGCAUAUGACUCUGAAAUACCUGUUAUAUAGGUAUUGAAGCUAGUUUUUGAUACUUGUAAGCAUUAUUAUUAGCAAGUGAAAGAAACAUAAAAAAUAAAGAAAUUAGGUUUUUGGAAAUAAUUCACCUUAAAUAACUUUUUUGGUGAUGUUUCAAACAAAUGCUGUUUUUUUGAGCCUAAAACUUAGCAAGCUUUCUUAUUGGGGAAUAGAAGAAUAUUUAAGAUGACUUAUCUCCAACAGCCUAGUCUCUGUUGCUUAAUUAAUGUACAUGACACCAGUUGUCAUGAAGAAACUUCCUAACUAUGAGAUUACAUUUUCUUAUUUUAUUAAACUUUUUUCAAGACAUUUGUGAAACUGAGGUUUGAUUAAGUUUUUGUUAUAAUUUUUUAUGUUCGAGAAUUUUUCUAUAAUUAGUGAAAAGUGACAGUUUAAAAUUUAUUUUUUAUAUCAUUUUUCUAUAAAGUUUAAAUUUUCUUUAUAUGGUCAAAUGCAUUUGAUAAUUUUGUAGUAAUAGUGAAAGGAUUAUGUGUUGUUGAACCACAAGUUGACAUCUUGUUUAAGGGUAUUGGCCAUCCUGGAAAACGUACUCUUUAAGAAGAUACUUAUACCUACCAGCAUUGAGGGAAUCAUCAGUAUAAUUAAUGUUUAGGCAGUUGUGGUGGCAUAAUCCACCAAAAUGUUUGCUGUACUAUAUGUGUAAUAAAUAGGAAAGACAUGAAAUUAUGUUAUAAAAAGUAACAUAUCAAACAUGGAGACCCAAAGGAUCUCAUAAAGUCAGAGGGGGCUGGGUGUAGCUAACAUGAAUUGAGUGUUCAGAGUUCGUGUCACUUUGCUGGAGAGUGCAUCCUUACUUUGGUGCUGUGGGUAUAAGAGCCAAUGUUUCAUCAGGUGAGUAGCCCAAGAAUUGGCGAUGGGUACUGUUGACUAGCUACUCUCCCUCUAGUCUAUCAGUUCAAAAUUAGCGAUGGUUACACACAGAUAACCCACGUGUAGCCUUGCAUGAACAUUCAAAACAAUCAAUCUGUGUGCUUGAGAAGCAUCGAGUAAAAAUAAAUAAAUUUACAUGUUCACGAGGGACUUGAGGAGUCACUGAGAUUCUGUUAAAAAUUAGGAAUCUUAAUAAUUUUGUUCAUAUCUAUAAUGUCAUUCAUUUAUAAACAAUGAUAUAGAUCAUUGUUAUUUCAGUUAUAACAAUGUUGGUUGUUAUAACUUAAAUAGACAGAUGAAAAAUGUAUAUAAAAAAACAACUGUGAAGUCGAUCACUGCAGGCACUGCUUUUAUUUAUACAAAUAAAUUAGUAUUUUCUUGUUUCAGUUUCUACUUGUGGUGGAAAAUAAGUACACUCGUCUGACAUUACCAUGAUCUUGAAAUGUUUCAGUUGUGUAUUUUCAAUGUACACUGUGUUAUUUGUAUCUAAUCAAAUACCAUUGCAAAUAAAACUUUUGUUUCUUACACGGG